Messenger RNA from Cladophialophora immunda, 1068 nucleotides. RefSeq names its product deoxyhypusine synthase. Gene Ontology annotation, molecular function: deoxyhypusine synthase activity. The coding region runs from base 1 to 1068 and encodes 355 amino acids. Gene Ontology annotation, cellular component: cytoplasm. Lineage: Eukaryota; Fungi; Ascomycota; Eurotiomycetes; Chaetothyriales; Herpotrichiellaceae. The record is from RefSeq and is a predicted model, not a curated record. The transcript has 5 exons. Gene Ontology annotation, biological process: peptidyl-hypusine biosynthetic process.
AUGGGUUCCGCACCACCUGCUAAAGCCACCGAUGCCGUCUUAGUAGCCUCCGAGCCUGUUCCUGAGGAGUCCCGACAGGUCAAAGGCAUCGACUGGAUGUCCUUGCCGGACGAACAACGGACUAUUAUCUCGAAUUUUGUCGACCAACUCACUGGACAAGGUUUCCAAUCCAGUUCCAUAGGCGAUGCCAUCCGCAUCAUCAAUGACAUGAGAUCAUGGAGAGAUCCCGAGUCGGGCGAGAAAACCACCAUUUUUCUGGGUUACACCUCCAACAUGAUAUCAUCAGGCCUGCGCGACACAUUUCGCUACCUGGUGCAGCAUCGCCACGUCUCGGCCAUUGUCACCACCGCUGGGGGAGUUGAGGAAGACUUCAUCAAGUGUUUGGCUCCCACGUACUUGGGCUCCUUUUCUGCCUCUGGGGCUGCCCUACGAGCCAAAGGACUGAACCGCAUCGGUAACCUCAUCGUUCCCAACAACAACUAUUGCUCCUUCGAGGACUGGAUCAUACCCAUCCUAGACAAAAUGCUGGCGGAACAGGAAGAGGAGUUCGCCAGGUCUGGAGAACGGUUCUUGUGGACUCCCAGCACCAUCAUCCAUCGCCUAGGCAAAGAGAUCAAUGAUGAAUCAUCGGUUUACUAUUGGGCAUACAAGAACGACAUUCCGGUGUUUUGUCCGGCCUUGACGGAUGGCAGUCUCGGAGACAUGAUCUAUUUCCAUUCUUUCAAAGCCUCCCCCUUGCAUCUGGGCAUCGACAUAGCCAAGGACAUUCGGAAAAUCAACACGAUUGCCGUGCGGGCGAAACGAGCAGGCAUGAUUAUCUUGGGAGGCGGAGUCGUCAAGCACCACAUAGCCAAUGCGUGUCUAAUGCGGAAUGGCGCCGAAAGUGCGGUCUACGUUAACACUGCACAGGAGUUCGAUGGGAGCGAUGCUGGUGCCCGUCCGGAUGAGGCAGUGAGUUGGGGCAAGAUCAAAGCCGACGGGGACAGUGUUAAGGUCUAUGUUGAAGCUACAAUAAGCUUCCCCUUGAUUGUGGCCGGGACCUUUGCCAAACCAGAACCAAGACCAUGA